Messenger RNA from Phycomyces blakesleeanus NRRL 1555(-), 558 nucleotides. RefSeq lists its product as hypothetical. The coding region runs from base 1 to 558 and encodes 185 amino acids. Lineage: Eukaryota; Fungi; Mucoromycota; Mucoromycetes; Mucorales; Phycomycetaceae. The transcript has 6 exons. The record is from RefSeq and is a predicted model, not a curated record.
AUGUUUGACUUUUUUUUGCAUCUUCAGUUUAGUAUUUCGUUAUUAUUUCAGACCUGUGUAAAGGAUUUGCGAUUUCUGGUCACAGAACCAAAGAAAUGGAUAAAGUCUCCUUCAUGUUCAUUUGUUGUCAAAGAGUAUACCCUAACUUUGUUAGUCUCUGGUCAGUUUGAGACUUUAAGCCGAAAAAAAUUUGCACCCUGUGGCACAUCCCUUCAACCAAGGCAGGAUAUUCUUCUCAAUUCAAUUCACAAUGGAAGAAGACUAGCCAUCUGUCCGCACCAACUCCCACCCAAGAACCUGUUCCUGGUGAUCCGUUCCCCCAUCUUCUCUCCGAAAUUUCCACCGUUCCUCGUCAACCCCCUCCAUCUGUGCCCGCUCGAAAUUGUGCCUAGGAGGACGGACUUGGUCUGGUAUCGUUGUGUAUUCUGGAUCCAUAAAUGGAUCGUCCGAGUUUCUAAAAGGAAUCCCUCUUUGGAGCUCCUAUCCCUGCUGAAAUCCGUUCCCAAUUCUGGUGCCCUCUCAUCGGGUAGCCAAUAUGCUAAAAUGCGCAAGGCCUAG